CCUGGCGAAAUUUCAGAGUAUUUCUAUCCUGGGUCUCAGCCUCUACUGACAAAGAUGCCGGAAGCUCUAAAUGUACUUCUGACUCUCUAUCUUCUACAAGGUACCCCAUGUCAGAUGUAUGAAAGCCUUGUUCCAGAGUCCAUAGAGGUACUCUCAGGAUCCUGCGUGACCAUCCCCUGCUCCUUUGACAUACAGAUUGAUGAGAAUAAAAAUUUAGAUGAUACAUGUAAAGCAAUAUGGAAAUACAAUAAUCAACUUGAUAGUACCAGCCCAAAGCAAAAUGGACAACUGUUGGGAGAAUUGAGAAAAAAAAAUUGUACCACAACUGUGAAUGCUUUUGCUGGAGAACUUUUUUUCGAGCUGGAGUGUUAUAGCCUGAAACAUAGCUUUGACAAGAACUUGACAAAGAUUUUAAUAAAAGAUAAUCCUCCAUCACCAACUCUGAAUCUGUCCAUACUGAAUGUGAAUGAGGGAACCUCAGUGAGUCUGACAUGCUCUGCUUCAGCUCCCUGUUUAUCUCAUCCUCCCAAUCUGUCAUGGACCCCCAAACUGGGUGAAAGUCAGGAGACGCUGCAGGAGAAUCAGGACAAAACUAAACUUCUAAUCUCUACUGUGACCUUCACUGCUUCCCACCUCCAUCAUGGACAGAAUAUCUCCUGCACUGCUGUCUACCAGAAACUAGACGGCAACACUAUGUUAGCCAGCAGUGAAAAAAGUUUAACCCUUAAUAUUUCAUUUGCUCCACAGAUCCUGUCCUUUGGUUGCGUCACGAAUACCACCCAGUUAAAUUGUGUCUGUGAGACUGUUGGAAAUCCUUCUCCUGAUCUACAGUGGAUUUUGGAAGAGAUACCUCUCGAUCGUUCUAAUAUGCUUUCAAUUAAAAAUGAGUCCCUAAACAACACAGCUGUGAAGAGCUCUAUCACUCUCAGUCUGCCAGUAAGGAAACUUUCUACCCUGCUCUGCCGCAGCUCCAACUCUCUGGGAUUUGCUACUCAGAAAAUGAACAUGUUUGAAAGACCUUGUCAAGUGCCAGCCCUCGUCAUCGUCAUUGCUUUUCUGACAGCUCUAAUAUUUGUGCUGCUGAUUAUCAUUACUCGAAGGAUUGCCUGCAAUUAUUUUACAAAGAGUAAGAGCUUGGAUGACACCUGCACAGCUGCAAUAAGCCAAAGCCAGACAAGAGAAAUAGAAACUGAGCUGCCUAUCACUGCAGAAAAUAAUAUUUAUGCCAACACCAGCAUGGUACAAAAGUUUGAUCACUCAACGGGUCGUCAAAGAGGCCCAAAGUUUGGCAAUAAAAGCUCAGCACAGAGGGAGAAAAAUGAUGUGGUUUACACCUCUGUGAUUUCGAAGGGCAAGAAGAGGGGAGCAGGUUCUCCAUACAGGAAUCCAUCUAGCUUCCAUGUGGAGGAAGAGAGGUGCAUGAUGGAAGAUAUGUCUAUAAAUUUUGUGGGCAACAGGGCAGACACGGGAACCCUCUAUAGCUACCUCUACAGAUUACACGACAAUGUAAAUUCCUUUAAACCCGACUUCUUCCUGACAAAAACAAUGAUGGGAGCUCUGACUUUUCUUCUCAUUGUUACUCUGCUGCAGGGUGCUGAGUGUCGAAGCUUUUUGGUCUCUAUGCCUGAGACUGUAAAGGUUAUGAGAGGAUCUUGUGUGACCGUGCCCUGCUCUUUUGACAUAGACAGUCAAUAUGACAAAGACUUUAAUAGAAAUUGUAAAGCCCAGUGGGUUGAAUCUGACUAUGUGACUCCAAGACUAACUGAAACAAAUCCAGUAACAGGAGAUGUGACAAAGAAAAAUUGCACCACAACUUUCAACAAUAUGCAGACCCAGUACAGCAAAACAUAUCACUUCAGACUGGAUUGUGACAAUGUCCUGAAAUGGACUUUUAAACAUCAAAGUGUGAGGAUGGUGGUCACAGAUGAUCCUCCAUCACUGACUCUGACUCCGUCCACACUAAAAGUGAAGGAGGGAACCUCAGUCAGUCUGACCUGUUCUGCUCCGGCUCCCUGUCUGCCUCAUCCUCCAACUCUGAUAUGGACCCCCAACCUUGGUGAAAGUCAGGAGACACUGCAGGAGAAUGAAGACAAAACUAAAUUUCAGACCUCUGUUCUGACCUUCACUGCUUCCUACCUCCUCCAUGGACAGAAAAUCUCCUGCACUGCAGUCUACAAGAAACAAGAUGGAAGCUCUGAUACAUCCCUUACUUCAAGUUUAACAGCUGAUAUUCUGUAUUCACCUAGAAACAUCACAGUGUCAGUCAGUCUCUCUGGUCCAGUACCAGAGAACGAUAAUGUGACUCUGACAUGCAGCAGUGAUGCCAACCCUCCAGUAAAGAACUACACCUGGUACAAAACUGAUGGAGACCAGGAGACUUUGAUUGGGACUGGACAUAUACUGAACAUUAAAUCUUCACAAGUUCGACAACCUUUUCUUUGCAAUGUCAAUAAUGAUCUUGGAGUUGGACGUUCCACCAAACACCAAAUAGAUGUUCAAUAUGCACCAAAAAGGAUCAAGGUGUCAGUCAGUCCCUCUGGUCCAGUACCAGAGAACGAUAAUGUGACUUUGACAUGCAGCAGUGAAGCCAACCCUCCAGUAAAGAACUACACCUGGUACAGAGCUGAUGGAGACCAGGAGACUUUGAUUGGAACAGGACCUGUUUUCAAUAUUCAAGCUUCUGAAGUCCGACAGCCUUUUCUCUGCAGGGCUGUAAAUGAUCUUGGAGGUGGAGUCUCAAGCCUCAUUACGAUUGAUGUUCAGCAUGCACCAAAACUGAUGAAGGUGUCAGUGAAACCAUCUGGUCCAGUACCAGAGAACAACAAUGUGACUCUGACAUGCAGCAGUGAUGCAAACCCAGCAGUGAGGAUCUACACCUGGUUCAGAGCUGGUUCAGACCAGGAGGCUUACAUUGGAAGUGGACCUGUUUUAUGCACUGAAGUUUCUAAAGAUAGAAGGAUAUUUUUCUGCAAGGCUGAAAAUGAUCUUGGAGUUGGACACUCAAACCUCAUUCACAUAGAUGUUCAGUAUUCACCUAGAAACACCACAGCAUCAGCCAGUCCCUCUGGUCCAGUACCAGAGAACAAUAAUGUGACUCUGACAUGCAGCAGUGAUGCCAACCCUCCAGUAAAGAACUAUACCUGGUACAGAGCUGAUGGAGACCAGGAGACUUUGAUCGGGACUGGAUCCGUAUUAAACAUUCAAGCUUCUGAAGUCAGACAACCUUUCUUUUGCAAGGUUGAAAAUGAUCUUGGAGUUGGAAAUUCCAGCAAACAUCAUAUAGAUGUUCAGUAUUUACCAAAAAUGUUCACAGUGUCAGUCAGUCCCUCUGGUCCAGUACCAGAGAACAGUAAUGUAACUCUGACAUGCAGCAGUGAUGCCAACCCUCCAGUCCAGAACUACACCUGGUACAGAGCUGAUGGAGACCAGGAGGCUUUAACUGGGACUGGACCUGUUUUAUACGCUGAAGUUUCCAAGUUUAGACAGGAUUUUUUCUGCAAUGCUGAAAAUAAUCUUGGAGUUGGACGUUCAAGCCUCAUUCACAUAGAUGUUCAGUAUUCUCCUAAAAACAUCACAGUGUCAGUCAGUCCCUCUGGUCCAGUAACAGAGAACAAUAAUGUGACUCUGACAUGCAGCAGUGACGCCAACCCUCCAGUAAAUAACUACACCUGGUACAGAGCUGACGGAGACCACAAGAGUUUGAUUGGGACUGGACCUGUUUUAAACAUUGAGGCUUUUGAAGUCAGACGGCAUUUUUUCUGCAAGGCUGAAAACAAACUUGGUGCAGGACAGUCAAGCUACAGUCACAUAGAUGUUCACUAUUCUCCCAAAGACACCACAGUGUCAGUCUGUCCUUCUGGUUCAAUCCCAGAAAGAAAUAAUGUGACUCUGAUAUGCAGCAGUGAUGCCAACCCAGCUGUGAGGAUCUACAUUUGGUACAGAGUUGAUGGGGAGCAGGAGACUUUAAUCGGGACUGGACCUGUUUUAAACAUUCAAGCUUCUAAAGUCAGACUUCCUUUUAUCUGCAAGGCUGAAAAUUAUCUUGGAGUUGAAAAUUCUGCCAAACACCAUAUAGAUGUUCAGUAUUCCCCAAAGAACACCUCAGUGUUGGUCAGUCCCUCUGGUCCAGUACCAGAGAACAAUAAUGUGACCCUGACAUGCAGCAGUGAUGCCAAUCCUCCAGUAGAGAUCUACACCUGGUACAGAGCUGAUGGAGACCAGGAGACUUUGACUGGGACUGGUCCUGUUUUAUACACUGAAGUUUCUAAAGUCAGAUGGCGUUUUUUCUGCAAGGCUGAAAAUGAACUUGGUGUGGGACGCUCAAGCUACAGUCACAUAGAUGUUCAGUAUUCACCCAAAAACACCACAGCAUCAGCCAGUCCCUCUGGUCCAGUUCCAGAGAACAAUAAUGUGACGCUGACAUGCAGCAGUGAUGCCAACCCCCCAGUACAGAACUACACCUGGUACAGAGCUGAUGGAGACCAGGAGACCUUCAUUGGGACUGGAUACGUAUUAAAUAUUCAAGCAUCUGAAGUCAGACAACCUUUUUUCUGCAAGGUUGAAAAUGAUCUUGGAGUUGGAAAUUCUAGCAAACAUCAUAUAGAUGUUCAGUAUUCCCCAAAAAUUAUCACAGUAUCAGUCAGUCCCUCUGGUCCAGUACCAGAGAACAGUAAUGUGAUGCUGACAUGCAGCAGUGAUGCCAACCCUCCUGUACAGAACUACACCUGGUACAGAGCUGAUGGAGACCAGGAGACUUUGAUUGGGACUGAACCUGUUUUAAACAUAGAAAUUUCUAAAAUCCGCCGGCAUUUUUUCUGCAAGGCUGAAAAUAAUCUUGGAGUUGGACUCUCAAACCUCAUUCACAUAGAUGUUCAGUAUUCUCCCCAAACCAUGUCAGUGUCAGUUAGUCCCUCUGGUCCAGCAGCAGAGGACAGAAAUGUGACUCUGACAUGCAGCAGUGAUGCCAACCCUCCAGUAAAGAUCUACACCUGGUACAGAGCUGAUGGAGACCAGGAGUCUUUGAUCGGGACUGGAUACGUAUUAAACAUUCAAGCUUCUGAAGUCAGACAACCUUUCUUUUGCAAGGUUGAAAAUGAUCUUGGAGUUGGAAAUUCCAGCAAACAUCAUAUAGAUGUUCAGUUUCCUCCUCAGAUCCUGCCUUCAUCUACUUGCACCAAAAUGUCAGGUCAGGUCAACUGCUCCUGUGAGACUGUAGGAAACCCUUCUCCCACUUUACAGUGGUAUUUAAACAGACUACCUGUCAAUCAGUCCAGCAAGCUUACAGUUAUCACUGAGUCUCUAACUGACACAAGUCUGAGGAGCAUCAUCAGUGUGAAUCAGCCACAAGACAGAGAUCUUUCCACCUUGUCCUGUCACAGCUUUAACUCCCUGGGAUCCGCCAGUAGACAGUUCUGUGUCCACAAUCUUCAAAUCUCAGCAGAACGACAAGAGAAAAUACUGUUGCCUGUGUUCAUCACCACAGGUGUUGCUGUAUUUGUAAUAGUCUGCAUCCUGCUUUUUGCUCUCAGGAUUCAGAGGAAUCAGUACGAGAGUCGACUCACAGGUGAAGUCAACACUGCUGCUUCAGGCCAACAUCUAAGAGAGGGAAAUGAGGUACUGAACAAAUCAGAAGGCAUUUGUGUCACCACCAGUAUGCUGAGACAAGUUGACGUUGCCCUCUCUGAAACUGUUACUGAGCUAAACAGCAGCAGCUUACAGAACUCUGGACCAGACAAUGCAGAGGGAGCCAGUGAGAGCUCCGGGAAGACGGGGGGUCAAAAUGUGAUUUAUUCUAGUGUGAUUUGGAAGACCAAAAGCAGGAAAAAGAACAGAAAGGACUCUGGACUCUAUCUGGAAGAAGAGAAUGAUGAGGCAGGAGGUGUUUGCAGAAAUUUUCUGAGAGGUGCACUGGAGACGGAAUGUUUGUAUUCAGAAGUGAAGCCUAGAAAUAUUGGGAGGAAAGAGGAGAAGGAAUUUGCACAGGUUCACUUUGAAAACUAGAAAAAAAAGUGCAAAUAAGUAUGUGCUUUGUAUUGUGAUUAAAUUGAUUUGAAAGAUUGAAUAAUUGCUGCUUUGUCGGGCUACGGAUUGCUUUGCACUGUGGGAGAAUGACAACAACACCCUGUUCUUUACCAUUGACCUUCACAAGUAACCCAUCUGAAAUGUCACAGCAAAAGCUGAAACGUUUAUAAGUGAUACACAAAACACAUAAAAUGGCACUGAAAAUAAGGAACUUGAAGCUGCAGCCUUCGCUUCUGAAAACACCUCACCAUGAUGCAGUAUAGCAAAUAGUGUCCUGUUAGAUAGCGGGGCAUUCUUUUGUUUUAUUUUUCUUUUUACUUCCUGCAAGUGUGAGCAUGGCUGAGAGCUUCUUGAGGAAGUUUGAUGUAAAAAAAAAA
Messenger RNA from Melanotaenia boesemani (Boeseman's rainbowfish), 6398 nucleotides. RefSeq names its product hemicentin-2. The coding region runs from base 55 to 6000 and encodes 1981 amino acids. The record is from RefSeq and is a predicted model, not a curated record. Lineage: Eukaryota; Metazoa; Chordata; Actinopteri; Atheriniformes; Melanotaeniidae. The transcript has 28 exons.